Molecule: messenger RNA, 2224 nt
Organism: Oppia nitens
Lineage: Eukaryota; Metazoa; Arthropoda; Arachnida; Sarcoptiformes; Oppiidae
Gene: Tfb1
Product: general transcription factor IIH subunit 1-like
Exons: 4
Coding region: 449-2224 (591 amino acids)
Biological process (GO): nucleotide-excision repair; transcription by RNA polymerase II; transcription by RNA polymerase I
Cellular component (GO): transcription factor TFIIH core complex; transcription factor TFIIH holo complex
Source: RefSeq, a predicted model, not a curated record
AGUGAAUGCAUUGUAUGUUUUAGUCCCGAUAGGAGUCCGUAUCGUUAGGGAGUCUAUAGUUGUCUAUAGUUUGCUAUGUUUUUCAAUAGUGUUUUAUUCAAAGCAAUGGCUGUAUUACUAAUGUAUGCCAAUUACGCCAUACUAUACAACACUAUAGCUAUUAAUAUAAUACUACAACACAUACUAUAUGUGAACAAAACAGUCAUAACAUGUCUUAUGGCUGAUCGACACUUGACUGUCAUCUCAGGCAUCGGUUAACCGCUGUUUUCACCGAUAACUAACCGCUGAUCCCAUACUAAUGGUAUAUCAUGUCAUUUCUAUAAAGAUUUGGCACCGAUAUGACCAACAAUUGGCCACUUUUGUGACCGAUUUGAACAAAUCUCAGUCUAUUUGAUACAACAGUCCUUUUAGGUGAGUGUCGGGUGAGUCCCAAUCGCCGACGUUAACGAUGACGACUUCAUCGGAGGACGUGCUGCGAGUUGUGGAAAACGUCCGCAUGAAGAAAGCCGACGGAACGUUAUAUAUGAUGGCCGAAAGGAUUGCAUGGAUGCCCAAUGGAAAGGACACGUUCACCAUAUCUCAUAAGUACGCCGACAUUAAGACACAAAAGAUAUCACCCGAAGGUAAACCAAAGAUUCAGCUGCAAGUAGUGUUGGACAACGGCAGCGAUACUUUUCAUUUUGUUAAUCCUAAUGGCGUCGAGAGUCAACUCAGGGACAGGAAUGACGUGAAGGAGUUAUUACUCCAAUUGUUGCCGAAAUUUAAGAGGAAAUUAUCGAAAGAGAUUGAAGAGAAAUCACGUAUUCUUAAUGAAGAUCCAGAACUGUUCGGAUUAUAUAAAGAUUUGGUGACUUCUAAUAUCAUUAAUGCCGAAGAGUUUUGGACCAACUAUGCUGUAAACAGAAGAAAUGAGUUGAAAGACAAGAGUGAAGAUUUGGCUCAAAAAGUUGGCGUUUCAGCCGCUUUUCUGGCAGAUAUUCAGCCACAAUCUGACGGAACAAACGGAAUUAAAUAUAAUAUAACUAAAGAUAUUAUUGACGCCAUAUUUAAUACAUAUCCGGCCGUCAAAAGAAAGCAUUUUGAGAGUGUACCCCAUAAGGUGUCGGAACAGGAGUUCUGGCAACGAUUUUUUCAGUCCCAUUAUUUUCAUAGAGACCGCAAUACUUCAAACAAAGAGUUCUUUAAUGAUUACUCAAAGAAUGACAUUGAAAAAGCUCUUAUGAAAGGCAUUAUCGAUCCAUUUGUUGAUUUGUCAUCAAUGGACGAUCGGGUCAUCUCAUUGAACGAUAUUAAUAAAGAAGACACCGAUAAGUCAAAGAAUGAUACCAUGAAUUCACUAUCAAAUUCAAAUCAAGCACUCAUUAAACGUUUUAAUCAUCACUCGAUAAUGGUUUUGGAAACGUGUCUUAAUAAGUCAGAUAACAGUCCCCCACUUAGCAAACCCGUAGCCCAACUAAAUGGUCCGCCAAUACUUAACGGCAAUAUUCCUAAAAAGUCUAAGAAUGCGUUGACAACAACUGUGACGCCUGUGAUUGAUGACAGCGAAGUGAUGGCAUCACAACAGGAAAGGGAACGCAUUAAGAGAUUACGUUUGGAAGAGAAGACACAUUUAGUAGAUUUGGAUGAUAACAGAAGUCAAUUAUCAAAGACAGCAGUCCUUAAUAUUAAGAAUAGAGACCGGUAUUUAGUGGGUCCCAUACCUAACGGUGACUGUGAUAUCUAUAAUAAUAGUUAUUACGAUAGCAAUCAUAAUAAUAGCUUAAACAAUAUUUUUCACUCCUAUUUCCAAUUAAACUCUUUGGUUGACAAUUGGCGGCCAAACUGUAAGAAUGUAUUGCAAUCUGCGUCAGCCAUAUCUGCCUUAAGCGAGUUAUCACCGGGUGGUGCGCUCAUGAAGACAUCUCAUACCACUAACCUUAAAGAUGAAGUACCGCUUGACGUCCAAAAAGAGCUCAAAAAUUUAUCGUUUGCUUUAAACGAAUUGUUGCGCCAUUUUUGGUCGUGUUUUCCGGCGACGAGUCCACAGAUUGAGGACAAAUUGUGUCAAAUGAAGCAAACAUUAGAGAGAUUUCAAUAUCUAAAACUACAACCAUUUCAUGAAAAACUUAGUCGUGAAUAUCAUACACAAGAUUUAACCGCUCAUCUCAUGAGUCAAAUUCAAGUGGCUUUAAAUCGUUUCAAUACAUGGCAGGCAAAGAAAAAUGCACUCAACGUUAGAAAAUAA